AGAGAGAGAGAGAGAGAGAGAGAGGUGUUCAAUUGUUCAAACCUUCAUCAAUGGAAGAGGAGAUCAAGAACUUCAUCAAGGUAUGGAUUCUAGCAAUCACAUCUCUAUCUUACACAUACUACAUCUCAUCAAAACUUCCAAAAGGCAUCAUAAGGCUCUUCUCACUCCUCCCUAUAAUCUAUCUCUUCACCAUCCUCCCUUUAUCGCUCUCUUCCUUCCAUCUUUCUGGUCUCACUGCCUUCUUCCUUGUCUGGCUUGCCAAUUUCAAGCUCCUCCUAUUUGCCUUUGACCAAGGCCCCUUGUCUCCACCCCCACCUAAUCUCUUCCACUUCAUCUCCAUUUCUUGCCUUCCAAUCAAAAUCAAACAGAACCCACCUCCAGAUCUGACCUCACAAGAAAACCCACCAACCCAUUUUGUCCAAAAAGUGUUUUAUUUAAUCUUAUUUGCUGUUAAAUUGUCCCUGUUGGUUAUUAUAAUCCGUAGCUAUGAGUAUAAGAAACACAUGCAUCCAAACGCUGUCUUAGCCCUCUAUUGUCUUCACAUGUACCUUGAAUUGGAGGUUUCAUUAGUCCUUGUUGUAACACCGGCUCGAGCCAUUUUUGGGUUUGAGCUCGAACCACAAUUCAAUGAGCCCUACCUUGCCACCUCACUACAAGACUUUUGGGGUCGUAGGUGGAAUCUCAUGGUGCCAAGUAUUCUUCGUCCCACCAUAUACUACCCAAUACGGCGUACUUUUACUCAUCUGAUUGGGCCAAAAUGGGCUACAUUGAUGGGCCUCGUGGCCUCAUUCGUCGUGUCCGGUUUAAUGCACGAGGCAAUAUUUUAUUAUCUCACACGCGUGAGUCCCACGUGGGAGGUGACGUGCUUCUUUGUCCUACAUGGCAUUUGCACGGCUGUUGAGGUAGUGGUGAAGAAGGAGGUCGGGACCGACAAGCGGCGGCUUCACCGGGCCGUGUCCGGCCCAUUAGUGCUUAGUUUUGUGGCGGUGACCGGUGUUUGGCUGUUGUUUCCACAAUUAACAAGGAAUGGAGUGGAUGAGAAGACCAUAGAAGAAUACUCAAUUGUGCUUGAUUUUGUAAGAGACAAAUUUGGCAUUCUAAGGCAGAAGGCCAUGCAUAUAUGGUAGUAGUCAAAGGUUGUGUUUUUGAGCUAUGUGUUCAAUGUAUUAGCAUUUCCAUGAAUUGAGAAUGAUUUCAAUUUUCCAACUUUAAAUGAAAAGGCAAUAUUUAUA
This is a messenger RNA of Tripterygium wilfordii, 1232 nucleotides long. RefSeq names its product probable long-chain-alcohol O-fatty-acyltransferase 1. Lineage: Eukaryota; Viridiplantae; Streptophyta; Magnoliopsida; Celastrales; Celastraceae. The transcript has a single exon. Gene Ontology annotation, biological process: lipid metabolic process. The record is from RefSeq and is a predicted model, not a curated record. Bases 51 to 1127 code for a protein of 358 amino acids.